Molecule: messenger RNA, 2214 nt
Organism: Dalotia coriaria
Lineage: Eukaryota; Metazoa; Arthropoda; Insecta; Coleoptera; Staphylinidae
Product: sodium-dependent neutral amino acid transporter B(0)AT1-like
Exons: 11
Coding region: 286-2094 (602 amino acids)
Biological process (GO): sodium ion transmembrane transport
Cellular component (GO): plasma membrane
Molecular function (GO): L-amino acid transmembrane transporter activity
Source: RefSeq, a predicted model, not a curated record
AGUGCUCUAUGAUAUUUUAUUAUAUUAUUAUAUUGUUAUGUAAACAAUCAACAUCUGCCAAUUAUGAUUUUUUAGUAAAUAGAAACUGAAUAAUAAAUUGCAUAAUAAGUUUUCAUUAAGCUGUGCCAGGCAAGUUGGGAAACAAUUUUUUAACUUUUUAAUUUACAAUUAGUGUGUGCCAGCUGUGUGUUAAUUGUUUAAUUAAAUCUUGCUGCAGUGGAGCGUUUACGUAUACCAAGAAUAUUUGAACUUAAACUUUGAAAAGAACUCAAAGAAAACGAGGAAAUGGGGAAAGAAAGCGAAGAAGUUGAAAGUAUUGAUGUACCAGAAGCAGAAGAAGGUGAUAAAUGGUUAACAACAUCCGAAUUUAUUUUUGUGAAUCUCUCAAGACAUUAUUCAAUCGAGAAUUAUUCGCUUUAUAAAUAUGAAAACCCUUCUGAAGCUCUUAACAUUUUUCAAGUAUUGAUCGCAUAUCUUAUUGUGGGUAUACCAAUCGGAUACAUGGAAAUUGUCCUUGGACAAUACACCAAUAUGGGAGUAUUUCACAUCAAACACCUGAUGCCAAUCGCUCAAGGUAUGAGCUAUACUUUCAUCCUGCAGGUUCUUGCGACCACUACACUCAGCACCAUUCUGAUGACGCAAUAUCUAAACUAUGCGAUGAUCAUUGGUGCACGUAGUCUGCAUGGACAAGGAUUACCUUGGUUGGAAUGUCCUAAGAACUACAGUGACAUUUGCUACAACCCCCAAAGCCCUUGCGAAGGAGAUGAGCCUUGUAUAAAUGAAACAAGGCAUUUGUCAACGUAUGUAUUUUGGGAUAAGAUUUACAUGAAAGGCAUUUGUGCACCAGAGGAUGCUGAUCUCGGCUUGUUGCCGAUCCAUCGCGCUUUUCCCUUGAUGAUGACGUGGACUAUUGUCUGGUGGACGAUGACAUUAAACUUUACACGCACCAAAAAACUCAUUAAAAACGCAUUCUUGAUCGUGAUUGGGUACAGAUUGGUACAAUUCGCAGUACUUGUAUUUUGGCUCAAAUAUAUUCUCUAUCUACCAAGGAUGAUUGAACUUCACAUGGGAUCUCUUGUCAAUCUUGAGGCAUGGAAACAAGCAAUUUUAAAGGUCACCGUCGGAAUGGGUUUGGGAGAUUUCUCUUAUAUCAUGUUUGGAAUCCUAUCGAAAAGAACAAGGAAGACUGGCGGUUUGAUGUGGUUUUGUGGUUUCGCCAGUUUCUUUCUAACCGUAAUGGAUCACAUUGUGAUCAGCGGCGGCACGUAUUGGCUGUGUGAAGUGGCAAAACUUCCGGUGGAAAAACGAUAUUUACUCUUUCGUCCUGAGAAUAUACAACACGAGCUCGGUGUAAUGCCUGUGUUAUAUACUCAAACACUGGCAACAAACUGUUUUAAUUAUUUGUACUUUCUGCACCGCUUUAUGGUGCUUUUGUUUCAUGCCAUGUUGAAUUAUUCCUUCUUGCAAUUAUCUAUGUAUCAAAAAUAUCCUGGUCUGGAAAUUUAUGGUGUGUACAUUAAACCGUUGUUUUGCUUUUUUGGAUUUGGCGUAAGUCUUUUACUUGACAGUAAAGAAGCGUAUGCAUUCCGAUUUGACAUCCAACGUGUUAUACUUGAAUUCUGUGAUCAGUUCAACAUCAUCAUCAUCACUGUAAUCGUAUUUUACAUCUACGGCGUAUCGAAGUUUUGUGAUGAUGUGCAUUUCAUGACUGGUCAGGAACCAGCCAAGUUUUGGUCGUUCGUUUGGGUGAUAUCACCACUCGUUGUUAUUAUUUGUCUACCAGUGUAUCUUUUUGACUCUACGUAUAUAUUCUACACGUAUCGCCUGAUUACCCUUGGGGUUUUUUACAGCCCCUACAUGAUCUUUCUAACAAUUACGGUCGUUCAGAAAAUUUAUCAAAAGCGAUUGUUAACUUUAUUACGCUCCACCGAUGAAUGGGGCCCACUUGAUCCUCAACUGAAGCUUUACAGAAAAUGUUUUAAUCCGCGCACUGAUUCAAAGCGCAAGAACAUGUCGUACAAGUGCGUACAUAGGUGUCUAAUUGACGAAGUGCAUCCGUCCUCGGAAGAAGAGGACGAAGGGACGUUUAUUUAAGCUUUGAUUGGCAAGAUUACACAAAGCAGUAAAUGAACUUGGAGCUUUAUUCACGCUUUACACACAAUUUCUUUUAUUUUGUAUUAAAUUUAUAUUUAACAAAUAAAAUGUUACAAGGUA